Molecule: messenger RNA, 2204 nt
Organism: Sardina pilchardus (European sardine)
Lineage: Eukaryota; Metazoa; Chordata; Actinopteri; Clupeiformes; Clupeidae
Product: carbohydrate sulfotransferase 14-like
Exons: 2
Coding region: 203-1225 (340 amino acids)
Biological process (GO): carbohydrate biosynthetic process; dermatan sulfate proteoglycan metabolic process
Cellular component (GO): membrane
Molecular function (GO): sulfotransferase activity
Source: RefSeq, a predicted model, not a curated record
UCAGAGCAUUACCUCAAUAAAUGACCGAGCUCAAACGAAGGAACAUUUCUGUGCUUGCAGUGAUUAGAGACUUUCAGUCAAAGCUGUAUUGGUCUUUUUUCAAACCUUCAUGCUGGUGAGAAGAUGAUGCCGGUGCGUUUGUGAAGGGGGUCGGUUGGCCUCGAGCGGUUUGUUUAUAAACUGUAGACCACUAGUGAGCGCGAUGUCUCCACGUCAGAUUUCAGCAGUCUUGCCUUCAGUGCUAACGUUCGUCGUUAUCUUGGCGUCCGGAGGCCUUCUCUUGAUGAUAGAGAACGGAAUGCUGAAUAAUACGGAGACUCCACCACCCCGAGGGAACAGCAGCCAUCUAAAUGAUCAAGUUAGGAAUCAUGAUUCAACUGCGAACGUGGAAUCUCAAAUUAUGCAGGAGAUCCGUAACCGCACCAUCCAGUCGAUGUGCAGCCAAAAGAACAUGCCGCACAACGUGUGGUCGCUGAACGCCCUCCAGCGCAAGACUCUGCUGCAGCACAUCCUGGUGAGCGAGGAGCACCACUUCCUCUACUGCUACGUGCCCAAGGUGGCCUGCUCCAACUGGAAGCGCAUGUUGAAGGUCCUGAGUGGCGCCUUGCCAGGCGUGGACGCGAAGGGUAAGAUGGACCACCGCACCGAUCUCCUCUUCCUGUCCGACCUGCAGCCGGAGCAGAUUCGCCACCGGCUGCGGCACUACUACAAGUUCAUGUUCGUGCGUCAGCCCAUGGCGCGCCUGCUGUCGGCCUACCGCAACAAGUUAGGCGAGAUCGAGUCGUACCAGAAAAAGUACGGCGCCGAGAUCAUCCGCCGCUAUCGCAAGGGCCGCGCCAAUGACACCAACAUUGACGGCGACGACGUGACCUUCACGGAGUUCGUGCACUACCUGUUGGACGAGGAGUCGGAGGGCAUGAACGAACACUGGAUGCCCAUAUACAACCUUUGCCAGCCGUGCGCCAUCACCUACGACUUCAUUGGCACGUACGAGCGGCUUGAGGAGGACGCCGCGCAUGUACUGAAGAAGGUGGGCGUACCGCCCCACCUGCGCUUUCCAGAGCGCCAGUCUUGGUACAAACCUGUCACUAAAGAAACGUUACAUUAUUACCUGUGCAGCGUACCGCAGAAGCUACUGCGAGAGCUCCUGCCCAAGUACAUCCUGGACUUCUCGCUCUUUGGAUACUCCCUCCCCAACACAACAGCAGAGUAUUGCAGACACUAACGCAGGGGCGGACAGACUUUCCUAAGUAUUAUUUUCAGGUGCUAUUUAAAUAUGGAGCCGUGUUACACUCCCCACUGUAUUAUUUUAUGUAAAGGAUCGGGAAACUGACAGGAUGUGGUUUAGAUGAGGUUGGACAGGAAAUAAGACAGAUUCGACUGUAAUGGCUAGAGGAGAUUUUCAGUAUCUCUGUUCAAGGACCCUAGACAACUCCUGUGGAACCUUUUUAAAACGUGUCUGGAUCCAGACCCAAGUGGCAUCUGUCCUUGGUUCUGACCAGCUGGCUCUGUGUUACAGCUGGUCCAGGAACAGCUGUAAUGUGAGGAACAUGAUGGGCCUCAAUUUAAUCAAAUGUCUCAUGAGCUAUAAAGCUGUUGUUUCAGGUGCAUAAGCAUUUGAGCUGAUGCGUGUGCUUAAGAUCUUGCUCAUGGUAUCAAAUUGGCAAACAGAUUUUGGUGAAUUAUUAAAUUACCUUUAGGGACAUGUUAGACAUCACAUUUUGUCCAUCAUUUAACUUCCGUCAACCACAUUUUGUGGCAGUGCCAGUGUCUGGUGUUAAUGCUGCUGUAAGUAUGUUAGCAGUUUCGAAUGACUUCUGCCAUAAAUCCACUUUGUCCUUUAAAUGUGUUGAGCGCUCUCCAAAUAACUGUUAGCUAGGUGCUGAUCAUCAUCUGUCCUGGAUUGGUUCACACAUCCAGACAUAUCAUUUCCUUGCUGAUUGAAUAGCCUGGGGUAAUAGAGCAUCAACAGUUCAUGGGUCUUCUGUGCGUGAUUGGAUAUUUGAGGCAAUAGUUUCCACAAAUGUCCCCGACCUGACCAAUAAAAUGCUGAAAAAUAAUCAUUGUAAAUCAAGAACUGUUGGCCUGGUUAGUGAAGAGGUAUUUGAGAAUGUAGGCCUACCAGUUGUCUAAGAUAUGCCACUGAUCAUCUGAUACAACAGAAAUGCCACAGAAACUGCAUAAUAAACUCUCUCUCAGACCUA